Molecule: messenger RNA, 1387 nt
Organism: Ictalurus furcatus (blue catfish)
Lineage: Eukaryota; Metazoa; Chordata; Actinopteri; Siluriformes; Ictaluridae
Gene: bscl2l
Product: BSCL2 lipid droplet biogenesis associated, seipin, like
Exons: 8
Coding region: 31-1092 (353 amino acids)
Biological process (GO): lipid droplet organization; lipid storage
Cellular component (GO): endoplasmic reticulum membrane
Source: RefSeq, a predicted model, not a curated record
UAGCAGACAGUUUGGAAUCACAGCUCAGAGAUGGAGGGCUUGUAUACAGAGGGCCCUAACAUUCAUGAGCUGAACACAGAGAUUGGGGACCUCCUGCUCCAAAUCCACAAAGUGACAACUGGACUGGGUCUAAGGAUCAAACAGAAAGUCGUGCACACUGCCAGUAUCCUGUGUAUGCUUCAGCUGUUGAUACUUCUGGCCAUUUUUCUCUAUGUCAGUUUCUAUUAUUCUUUCAUGCCCACCGCAAUCUUCGUCACUCCUGUGCACUUCCAUUACAGAACACUCUCAGAUUCUGUCUGCUCCUUUCCUGUGGCCAACUUCUCACUGCUAACAAACUGCCAGAAACAGGUGAUGACACCUGGUCAGCCCUAUCAGAUUACACUGGACCUGGAAAUGCCAGAGUCUCCAACCAACAUGGAACUGGGGAUGUUCCUGGUGAAGAUGUCAUGUUACUCCCAUGAAGGACAGACUGUUCACACUUCAAUGCAAACUACUAUGCUUCACUAUCGCUCAUACCUGCUGCAGACUCUGGAGACUCUGAUGUUUCUUCCUUUGAUGCUGAUGGGAGUAAUUGAGCAGAAGCAGCAUGUCCCGGUCGAGCUUUACUCUUCUUAUAUAGACAGCUCAUAUAAGCCUACUGUUGGAGCUAUUAUAGAAAUCCACUCUCACCAAGUUCAGAUUUACAAAGCCCAGCUCUACAUUUAUGCUCACUUCCGUGGCAUCAGGUAUGUCCUCUAUCACUUCCCCUUCACAUCAGCUGUGGUGGGAGUGGUGAGUAACUUCAUGUUCCUCAGUGUGAUCAUCCUCAUUGGCUUUGUGCAGGACAGCAGCUUGUGGCCACAUCUACAUUUUGGAAAAUGGAAUAACCCUAGAGAGACGAGAGAAGAUAUACUAGAAGAUACAUAUCAGGGUGAGAGGAACACAUGCUCUGAGGAAAACUGCACAGGCACAAAGACAUGUUUGUUGGAUCCAUCUGAAAUAAGAUCAAGUGACAUCAUGGAUUCCAGUUCUGACAAGAUGGAAGAGACCAUUUUUGACACAGAAGUGAAGGAGAUGGUUAAGACAAAUUACCUAGAAGAUCUUCAUGAUUAACAGGUUUUAUUUGAGGAAGCGGAUGGACAGAUUGAUUUGAAACAUAGAUGUGUGCUUGAUGGAUUGUCAGUUUAAGCUCCUAAAACCGAACAGGUGGAGAGGUUUCAAUAAUAUGAGUUAAGAUUAUGAGCAGCAAAAGGAAAAUCAAGCUGAAGUUUCAUAGUGUGAGUUUCAGUCAUGAAAAAAACUGGGCCUCAUUUAUCAAGCUGGAUAUGAGUGAAUUUAUUUGUAAAUCGUCCAUAGGAGUAUUUACAGAAGAAAUUUGGUAUUCAUAAAAAUCCUAUUAGCUCCUAAG